UGUUAUUUCCGAACUGCAGAGACCCCAUUCUUCUCCAUAUUCCAGUUUAACUCAAGUGCAUUUGAAUUUGAGAGCUUAAUUAUCUCACGUUUCGUGUGAAGACUGGCUAGUUAUAAGACUAAAUCAAAAUGGAAAGCAUUGAAAGUUGCACUGUCCAACAUGGCGUCUGUGUAUGACAGUAGUCGUUUGUCAAAAUUCUCUCUGGCUGAUUGGUUGAUUUUUUUGCCUUUGUGAAGCUUAGCGUUGGCCUGGGUGGUACUGUUGAUUUGCUGUGCAAAAAGCUCAGUAUCGAGGUAGCGUUACCAGGGUCUUACACGGAAAUCAACAAGAUUGGAGCACCAGCAUUGAUUUGUGGAAAACAUUCUCUGAUAAUAACAAUAAUAAUAAUUAAACUAUGGCAGCAAUGCGCCGACCGAGGUACUCUCUGUUUUGGGAGGAGACCGAGUGCCUGAAUUACUACAGUAUGUUGUCCCUUCAUGAGAUAUUCGAAAUCGUCGGCUCCCAGUUGACGGAAACUGACGUCGAGGUCCUGUCGUUCCUUUUGGACGAGACGUACCAUGGAACACAUCCCCUCGACCCAGCUGGCUGGACUCCCGAGGUCUGUCCCGAAAACCCCGAGGCUAGUGCAGGCGGUUCACCAAGUCCAAGGCUGCUGGAGGCCUGGCGUCGGCUACAGCCUCGGGGGUCCCCGUGCCCGGCUGCAGCUCGACACAAGCCGAAGAGCGGUUUAGACCUGCUGCUGGAACUUGAAAGGCGUGGGUACCUCAGCGAAGGAAACCUGGAACCACUGUUGCAGCUGCUGAGGGUACUCACGCGGCACGACCUCCUGCCUUUCGUCUCGCGCAAGAAAAGGAGGACAGUGUCCCCAGAUCGUUAUGCUGUGGAAUAUUUUGGCGAUGAUCGUAGAGGAAUAGGCUCAGCUGGACUGACGGACCCCAACGGACAGACUGAGGUUUCCCAGAGUCGGUUACCAGGGCAGUGGAGGGCAGGUGUUGACCCGUCCAGACCAGCACCCACCUCCACCCGGCGGAAACGGGGCCGUGGCCGCCGUUCGAGCGCGGCAGGUGGCGCCGCCUGCAGGAGGGCGCUGGAACUGCCGGUGGCCCCCGCCCUGGCCCAGCAGCAGGCCCAGCCGGCGCAGGAGAAAGUCACCUGCGACAUCCGGCUGCGGGUGCGGGCCGAGUACUCUGAGCACGAGUCGGCGCUGCGGGGGGGCGUGUCCUCGGACAAGCAGCAGCCGCUGGAGCGCCAGUUCGAGCUGUUCAGCCGGGCCAGCUCGGUGCUGCGGGCCCGCGACCUGGGCUCCAUCAUCUGCGACAUCAAGUUCUCCGAGCUGGGCAACCUGGACGCCUUCUGGGCCGACUACCUGAGCGGCGCCCUGCUGGAGGCGCUGAAGGGCGUCUUCAUCACCGACUCCCUCAAGCGGGCGGCGGGCCGCGAGGGCGUGCGGCUGCUGGUCAGCGUGGACCAGGACGACUACGAGGAGGGCCGCAGGCUGCUGCUGGGGAGCCAGGAUCGGGCCUGGUACUAGGCCGGGACCGGGUCCUGACCUGCUUGAGUUGAUUGGAGAACGAGGGACGAGAGUGAGGAGGAAGGAGGAGAACCUCAGUCUCUCCCGUGCUUUCUCCCUCCAUUCCGAAGGCCAGUCGCACACAGAAGCGCAGACGCACCGAACCUGAGAUGCAGACUAACUUGAUGAAAGACUGAACCUCUCCGUACGACCUGAGCUGGGACAGCGGCUGUGUGUCUCCCACUGCAGACUGACCCACACGCACGUACACGUGUACACACACACACACACAAUCACACACAC
Anguilla anguilla (European eel) is the source of this 1813-nucleotide messenger RNA. It is a transcript of the gene dedd2, whose product is annotated as death effector domain-containing 1. The transcript is spliced from 6 exons. Gene Ontology annotation, molecular function: DNA binding; protein binding. Gene Ontology annotation, biological process: apoptotic process; extrinsic apoptotic signaling pathway via death domain receptors; regulation of apoptotic process. The record is from RefSeq and is a predicted model, not a curated record. Gene Ontology annotation, cellular component: nucleolus. Lineage: Eukaryota; Metazoa; Chordata; Actinopteri; Anguilliformes; Anguillidae. Bases 395 to 1531 code for a protein of 378 amino acids.